Molecule: messenger RNA, 3246 nt
Organism: Vanrija pseudolonga
Lineage: Eukaryota; Fungi; Basidiomycota; Tremellomycetes; Trichosporonales; Trichosporonaceae
Gene: mbo1
Product: Microtubule organizer protein 1
Exons: 9
Coding region: 1-3159 (1052 amino acids)
Cellular component (GO): microtubule organizing center
Source: RefSeq, a predicted model, not a curated record
AUGCAGCCCCUCUCGUCCCUGGCAGGCAUCGGCGUGCUCGACUCGCCAAACGUAUCGUCAAACGGCUCGACCGUCGUCCAACGCACCUUACCCGACAUUUCUCUCGGGUCGCUGGGCUCGAGCUUCCACUCGGCCGAGGAGGGCGACUAUGACGACCGGCAAGGCGGCGGGCUAAGGGGAGGAUUUAAUCCUCCCGACCUCCCCCGCAUCCCUUCGCCUGACAAGGAGGGCGCACUGUUCACGUCGUCAAACCAGCCGCCACCAUCGGCGCUGCUUGCGCUCUCGCCGCCCCCGAGCACGCGUCGCGGCCUCCCCGAAGACUCGGGCGCGCCCCGGCGCUCGCGAUACCUCCGUUCCAAUCGGGACUCGGACGACUCGGACGAGGACACGGACGCGCUGGACGCGCGGUACACGCACACCAAUGCCGCGUCUGACGACGAGGAGGGGGUGCUCGGCCAGCUGUCGCUCAAUGUCAGCCACCGGCGCGCGGGAGACCUGCGUACUUCGUACGCUGGCGGUCCGAGCAAGCGCAGCGGAAGGCACAGCGUCGCGGCUACUGGCCCUACGCAGAUGACGCUGCGCGAGCAGGAGCAGAAUGUCGACGCGUUGCAGAAGGAAAACUUCAAUCUGCAGCUCGAGAACCACUUUCUCAAGGAGCGCCUCGCCCAGAUGGCGCCCGACCACAUCGAGUCGGCGCUCAAGGAGAACGUGAAGCUCAAGAUUGAGAUUCUGAAUUACAGCAAGGAGCUGAAAAAGUCGAAAAAGCUGCUCAUGCAGCAGGACCGCGAUUUGACGGCCGCCGCGCGUGAUCGUGAGAGCAAGGGUGGGCGCGCGCGCGAGCGCGACGCCGAGUCGCGCGAGAUGGAGGCCAUGUGGCGUGAGGAGAAGGAGCGCCGCGUUGCCCUCGAGGCCGAGCUGGACCAGAUCCGCGACUCGGACGACGACCGCGUGCGCCAGUUGGAAGAGGAGCUCGACGUCGCGCGCGGCACCAUCGACGACCAUGCCCUUGAGAUCAGCAACCUCCGGGACGCGGCCGACCGGGCCGAGGAGGAGGUCGACAAGCUGCGCGAGGAGGCAAAGGGGUUAACCGAGAGCGUGGGCAUGGGCAAGGGCCGCGAGGCGCGCAUGAUGUCCAAGCUCGAGCAGGAGAAUGCCCAGCUCAAGGCUGAUCUGGACGAGGUGCGCAAGGCUUCCGCUAACGACUUGGACCUGAUGGAGGAGCAAGUCAACGAGCUGCGAGACAAGCUCGCCGGCGCCCAAAUCGACUUAGAACGCCGCGACGAGGAGAUCGACGAGUUAAACAACGAAGUCGACGCCAAGGUCAACGAGCACGAGCGCGAGAUUCAGCAAGUCGAGUCCGAGUGGCGCGACGAGGUGUUGGAAGCCAGGGCGCAGGUGGACGAGCUCAAGGAUGUGCUCCAGGAGCGCGAGCAGGACCUCGAGGACAUUCGCAAGCUCGUACUGGAGCGCGAAGAGGAGCUCGUUAUUGCUCGUGAGCGCGUCGCCGAACUUGAGGCUGCGCAGGGCGAGACCCACGACCGCCUGGAGGAGACCUUACGCAACAUCGACAUGGACAACGCCGAGAAGGAGGCGGAUCUCGUGUCUGCCAACCGCGAGGUCGAGGCGCUUGGCCAGAAGGUGUACGACCUCGAGGAGCUGAUCGAGGAGCUGCGUGACCGCGAGACCGAGCUCAACGGCGAGCUUCAGAGGCUCGAGGAGGCGUACGACGGCGAAAAGGCCCAUUACGAGGAGCUCGUCUCCGCCCUCAAGGACGCCCGCAAAAAGACGCAAGACGAGCGUGACGACCUCUCUACACAGCUCCAGCACGAGAAGGAAGCGCAUUCGUCCAACCGCGGUGUGUGGGAGAAUGAGCGUGCAUCGGAUCAGGAGCACCACCGCCGCCAGCUGGCCAGCCGAGACCAGGUCAACGAGCGCCUCACGGCCGAGCUCGAGGCGGCCAGAGAUCGCGUCGCGAUGCGCGACCGCGACCUCGUUUCUGUCCAGAACGCCCUCCGCGACGUCGAGGACCAGAGGAGAAAGUUGGGAGACGAGCACUCGUCUGGCCAGCACGUACUCGAGAUCGAGCUGGAGCGUCUCCGCCGCGACCUGGCUCAGUGCGAGGACGACUUGGAUCGCGCGCGCGACGAGUUGCGCGAGCGCGAACAGGCACUCAGCGACCGAGACAUGGAGGUUGCCGACUUGAUGGACAAGCACCGCGAGCUCGAGGGCAAGCUCAGCAGCGAACGCCAGGGCCGCCUUGGCCUGUCCGACAAGCUGGACGCGAUGAGCAAGGCUGCGCGUCAGCAGGAGCGCGAGUCUGCAUCCCUGCGCGAGAGGCUCGAGACGCUUGAGCCACUGUUAACUGAGAAGGAGCACUCGAGGCUUCGACUGCAGAAGGAGAGCGAUCAGCAGCGUCAGGAGCGCACCGAGCUGCUGUUGAGAGUCUUCAAGGACAUCAACCGGUUCCUCGGGACUGAUGACUCGACAACACCAGCCAACUUCAACGUCUUCCGUGACACCCUGCUGCAGCGCUUGCGUUCGAUCAACGGCGCACGGGCCGACUUUGACAAGCGCAUCAAGGACACGGAGACCAAGAUGGAGCAGAAGAUGGCGUCGUUGAAGCGCCAGCUGGACGCCAAGUGGCGCGCUCUCGACUCUUUCGAGGCAUCUGUCAAGAAGCUCGAGCUCGCGCGUGCCCAGUGGCGCAGCAAGUACUCGCUCAAGGACGGCGAGCUGGAAGCGUCCAAGGCGAGGAAUGCGGAGCUUCAGAAGGAGAUCUCGUCUCUGCGCGCGAGCAGCUCUGCAUCCGACGCUGUGCCAUCGACACAGGUGCGCCUGCUCACGGAGCGGGCCCAGACCGCCGAGAAGCGGGCAAACCAGGCCGCGCAGAGCGUUGCGCAGCUCGAGCAGCGCCUUUCGGACAUCCAGUCACGAUCGGGGCAGGCUGAAACCAAGUGGGAGGCACGUGUCAAGGAGUACGAAACGAGGUUGCGGGCUGCGGGUGAGAAGAUUAAGGCCGAGAAGCAGGGGGGCAAGGAGCGUGCUUUGCAGCUCGAGGCCCAGGUCCGCGAUCUGGAAAGACAGGUCGAGUUGAUCAAGAAGCGAAAUGCGCGUGCCGAGGGGGUCGUUGCAACAGCUGCGCACCUGAUGGACAACUAGGUGUGACGCGAACGCGACGCGAAGCGAGGUGCAACCUUGCCACGUUUCCCAUAUCUGUAUUACAAUGUGUCUAGUGUCGAGCGAGCG